Messenger RNA from Brassicogethes aeneus, 567 nucleotides. Lineage: Eukaryota; Metazoa; Arthropoda; Insecta; Coleoptera; Nitidulidae. The record is from the annotation of a GenBank genome assembly.
AUGAGAGAAUUAGGUGGGGAAGGGCCACUGCAAGUUUUUAUUUUGUUAAUAUGGUCGACAGUAUUAAUACAUGGUUUAAUACAAUCCAACGGUGCCAAAGAAGAAGAUUUGUAUUACCAAAAAGACUAUUUUCUAAGAUUGCAAGCAGAAAAUAAACUUCAACAUAACUAUGCGAUGAAGUACCCUUACCCGCCCAAAAUGGAUAAAAUACCGAACGUUAACUUAAACUUCCAAAAUCCUUUCCAGGACUACGGACCAACUCUUGGUUGGAGCAGAAAACAGUAUUACAACUACAAAGCGUGUGACAUGUUUAAUAACUGCGAAAUAAGGAAAGUUAAUUGUAUGGAAUGUCCGGACCCUUUGCAUCAAAGUUUUAGACUUUACGAUGUUGAAAGGCGAUGCAUUAAAUGCUACCAACAAACCUACUUAUCGUGAUUUUGAGAAUUUAUUUGUUUUUAAGUACGGUUUAUUUCACGUCAAAUUUUUAUUCAAAAUUUAAAUUUGGCUGGAAUAUCUUGUUUAUAGUACAAACAAAAUUUAAAAAAAAAAAUUAUUAUUAUAUUGUGC